Messenger RNA from Triplophysa dalaica, 3420 nucleotides. RefSeq names its product cAMP-dependent protein kinase type II-beta regulatory subunit. Gene Ontology annotation, molecular function: cAMP-dependent protein kinase regulator activity. The transcript has 11 exons. Gene Ontology annotation, cellular component: cAMP-dependent protein kinase complex. Lineage: Eukaryota; Metazoa; Chordata; Actinopteri; Cypriniformes; Nemacheilidae. Gene Ontology annotation, biological process: regulation of protein phosphorylation. The record is from RefSeq and is a predicted model, not a curated record. Bases 260 to 1492 code for a protein of 410 amino acids.
UCCAGCAGCAGGAGCAGAAAGAUGCGAGCGCUUAGAUCCUCAGCCAUCUUUACGCCUGUGAAUUAGCCCAAAGCGUGCGAGUGACCGAAACGGCUGCGGAUGGCGGAAUAGCGAGCAGUCCGUCGCGUCGCGUUCCCUCUGACGCGUUGUGCGCAGCGUUAUAUUCUCGUACACACGGCUGACGCGGCGAAAACGGGGAGCGUCUCUCCACGCGCAAGGUCGGCUCGAGUUUUGCGCAGAUUCCACGGGAGCGUCAGGAAUGAGUAUAGAAAUCCCCGCGGGCUUGACGGAGCUUCUGCAGAGCUUUACCGUGGAGGUGCUGAGGAGCCAGCCGGCGGAUCUCCUCGAGUUCGCGCUUCAGUACUUCACGCGCCUCAAGGAGAACGAGAGCCGCGGCGGCGCGUUUGGCAAUGAGCGCAACUCGAGCGGGCGAACGGGGAAAGCCGUUAACUUCUGCGAGGAGGCCAUGCAGAUCGACUCUGAAAACGGCGACGAGGAGGAGGACGACGACGACGACGACGAAGAAUUCGUAGCUCCGGUCAUUAACAGAUUUGUCAGACGAGCUUCCGUCUGUGCCGAGGCGUUUAACCCGGAUGAGGAUGAAGACGACAAAGACGCACGAGUCACUCACCCUAAAACAGACGAGCAAAGACAAAGACUUCAGGAGGCCUGCAGAGACAUCUUACUGUUCAAAACCCUGGACCAGGAGCAGAUGUCACAGGUGUUGGAUGCCAUUUUUGAUAAGAUUGUGCUGACGGGGGAACACGUUAUCGAUCAAGACGACGACGGCGACAACUUUUACGUCAUUGAGAGGGGAACGUUUGACAUCGAAUUGAAGGUAGACGGCACUACGCGGACUGUGGGGUCUUAUGACAACCGUGGGAGUUUUGGAGAGCUCGCCCUCAUGUACAACACGCCCAGAGCAGCCACCAUCAUCGCUACCUCACCCGGAGCUCUGUGGUGUCUGGAUCGACUGACGUUCAGACGGCUCAUUGUCAAGAACAACGCAAAUAAGCGAAAAAUGUACGAGGCUUUUAUAGGGACUGUUCCGCUCCUCACGUCUCUGGAGGAAUCAGAGAGAAUGAAGGUUGUCGAUGUCUUGUCAACCAAAGUGUACGACAGCGGCCAACGGAUUAUCGCUCAGGGUGAUUUGGCAGAUUGUUUCUACAUCGUAGAAUCAGGACAUGUUAGAAUCACUAUGAAGAGAAGUAAGUCAAAAAACGAAAGCGAAGAGGAGGAACUGGAGAUCACCACGUGCUCUAGGGGGCAGUAUUUUGGAGAAUUGGCUCUUGUCACGAACAAGCCACGGGCAGCAUCUGCAUACGCUGUGGACAAUGUCAAGUGUUUAGUAAUGGACGUGCAGGCGUUCGAGAGGUUAUUGGGUCCCUGCAUGGACAUCAUGAAACGGAACAUUGCGAAUUAUGAAGAACAGCUGACGGCGCUCUUCGCGAGUCACAUGGCAAUAGACAAACAAAUGCAUGAAACACAAUAAACAUCACAAACAAUAAAUGCAACAUGAAAUGAUGAGAGAGCGGUGAGUACUGAUGACUGAGAUCACACGUCUUCACAUAAGUCAUGAGCUUGAAGUUAUUGUUUUUUGCAAUCAAUAAUCCCAAUUCUAUAGAUGUGAAAAGCCAAACGUGUGAGGGUUUGACUUCAGGACGCACAAGGUUUCUCUCACCAGGCACAUGUUUGGGAUUUGGUACUGUUUACCUACAUCUGCAUCUUUAUUUGGUUUUUGGUGUUCGUUCACAUGUCACAAAGACGUUGACUGUCUCUUACAGUGAGGUUCAGAUCAAGUUUGAGUUUUUUUGCAAGACUGUGUUGUUCUCAUGAACAGCUGACGUGACACAAUUGGUUUAGCACAACUGAAUUCUGCACCUGAAGUUUGGAAGUGCUUUCUCAGAUGCUUCAUGAAUUGCAUUCUGAUAACAAUACGCCGAUGUAUAAAGUCAACAUGGAAUGUCAAAGUUUUAUGGACUUAUUGUGCAUGAUUCACUGGGACACAUGAUUUCAAAUAAAUAUGGUCGUCUUCAUACUUAUCCUUAAAAACCCACACAGCCUGGGAAACAACUUUCCUUUUUGAAUUACGUCACUGUCCCUCCCCUAUAACCAUCUGAUUCUUUCACAUUCCAGUCAGCUCUCAAUAGACUUUAUUAGAUUUUAAGAGUUUGGUUCCCAAAUGUUUUUUUAUUAUUAUUCCAUAGGUAAACUGGAUUUUUUUUAUUGCGUUAGUUUGCUGUAUUUUUUUAUUGCGUUAGUUUGCUGUAUUUUUUUAUUGCGUUAGUUUGCUGUAUUUUUUUAUUGCGUUAGUUUGCUGUAUUUUUUUUAAUGCGUUAGUUUGCUGUAUUUUUUUUUAAUGCGUUAGUUUGCUGUAUUUUUUUUAAUGCGUUAGUUUGCUGUAUUUUUUUUUAAUGCGUUAGUUUGCUGUAUUUUUUUAUUGCGUUAGUUUGCUGUAUUUUUUUUUAAUGCGUUAUUUAGCUGUAUUUUUUAUUGUAUUUUAUUGCACUAGUUAGCUGUGUUUUUUUGUUUUUAUUGCUCAAAUCAAAAUAAACCAACUGCAGUUUGAUUGAUAUUAAUUGGAAUGCACAAUAAAAAACAUGAUUUAAAAAAUGUAAUAAAACAGAGUUUAAUUAUAUACAUACGAGUAUAUAAACUCUUAGUCUUUGGAUAAAAGCGUCUGCUAAAUGAAUGUAAAUGUAAAUACGUAGAGUGAUUAGUGAAGGACCUUUCAUGUUGACUUUAUUUCAGUCAAAUUCCAAACAUAUUGCUUGAGAAUAAUAACAGAAAACAUCAGAAAGAGAGCCACAUGUUUGAAUAUUAUUGCACUUUGAAGCCAGUGUUGUCAUGACAUUUAUACUUGCACACUUCUAAAUGUUUUCAAGCUCCUUAUACUGUUAAACAUAGAAAUAGUGACUAUAGACAUUGUGUAUCUUUACUUUCUGUUGUGAUGUAGCACAUUUGUAUGAUUUGGUAACAUCACCACCGCUUGACGCAUCUGUCGAUGUGAAUCAUUUUUGUAUAACUAAAGUAUUUCGCUGAUUUUGAACUGAGACUAUUUAACAUGCACAACUUGUAUCUUUAUGUGAAGGAUCUUGAAUUUCUCAAGUGUUUGUUUAGUUUCUGACCAUCUCUUUUUUUUUGGUAGCAUUUCUUCUUUAUUAACUGUUGAUUCUGCAGGAUUUUGUCUUUAACAGUCUCUAUUCUCAUGGCUGUCUACCUCUGAUAUGAGCGACACAAUAAUCAUGUAGAUGUCAACAUCACACCAUUUACAUUCAGUUUUUCUUCUACGUGUCUGUGCGAAUAUCUGCUGCCUAGUAAAUGUCCUGAAAAAUGAAUCAAAGGUCUACAGUCUCUCAGUGUAAGAGAGCUCAGUAUCUAUCUGACUUUACAUUCAAAUAAAGAACAGUUUUCUAUUGA